Penicillium nucicola is the source of this 375-nucleotide messenger RNA. RefSeq lists its product as uncharacterized. Lineage: Eukaryota; Fungi; Ascomycota; Eurotiomycetes; Eurotiales; Aspergillaceae. The record is from RefSeq and is a predicted model, not a curated record. The transcript is spliced from 2 exons. Bases 1 to 375 code for a protein of 124 amino acids.
AUGUUCAAGCUCAAAGCAGAAAAAAACGUGUUUCGACGAGGGUUAGCUGGAUCUGCCCCGGCAAGAGUUCCAUUGGCCUAUGAAUUGCACAGCGCCCCCCGAGGAACAGACAGACCAGAUGGGAGCAAGAGAGCCCCUAUCCUAUUUCUACACGGGUUUCUUGGAUCAAAACGAGAAAAUAAACCCGUGAGUAGUCACCGGGUGCUUGUGCUGAUUGCCCCUUUCUCCAGAAAGCUAUCUAGGGAGCUCUCCCGAGAUGUCUACACAUUAGUACUGUCCUUUGUCCAAAUUAACCUAGCAAGUCUAAUAUCGAAUAGGAUCUACGAAACCACGGAGAUUCAGGCCAUCACCCUAGCCAUCACUAUGUCGACCUAG